Molecule: messenger RNA, 1303 nt
Organism: Cuscuta campestris
Lineage: Eukaryota; Viridiplantae; Streptophyta; Magnoliopsida; Solanales; Convolvulaceae
Source: the annotation of a GenBank genome assembly
CGGAGCAGUGGCUGUUCCUUAGAAACCAGCGGCGGCGUAUAGUGACGGCACAACGGCGGUCAAGCUCUUCCUCGGCUUCGGCUCUGUUCUGCGUCCCAAUCUCCCUCGCCAGAAUCGCGGAUAUUGUUUCCUCCUUUUUCUCCUUCUGCGUGCGUUUGUGUUGGUGCCUAAAAUGAAUGAGAACAGCCCAUUGGAGGGUACUCUCCACAAUAUUCUCCGUUUAAUCAAUCCCUUAGAAGAGGACCGGUCUCAGAGAUUUCAAGUCAUCCAAGGACUUCGAGCUAUCGUUCAAAACAUACGUAGCUUGAAAGAUGCAACUGUGGAACCGUAUGGAUCUUUUGUGUCAGAUCUAUUCACAAAAUGGGGAGAUAUUGAUGUAUGUGUUGAGUUGGGCAAUGCUUGUGCACUUACUAAGAAGGAGAAGCUAACUUUACUUAUAGACGUACUAAAAGAAUUGAAAAGUAGAGGUGGGUACAAUAGAGUGAAAUUAAUCAGCAGCGCAAGAGUCCCCAUUUUGAUGUUUCGUGGAAAGCACAACAUCUCUUGUGAUUUAUCAAUAAAUAAUAUUGAUGGUAAAAUAAAAUCGAAGUUAUUGUACUGGAUCAGCUCGAUUGAUGGCCGUUUUCGUGACAUGGUUUUACUGGUUUGUUCUUUGUAACAUUUAUUGUUGCAACAGCAUAUGGAUUUGAUAAAUUAUGAUGGAAUGUUAUGUGAUCUUAUACAACAUGCAUUUGAUUUCAUCACUUCCAUUUCCUUACAGUUUACCAAAAUGUCACCUUUUUAAGAGUGUUUUAAAAUCCUUUUCUUCUGGAAGGUCAAGGAGUGGGCGAAGACGCAUAACAUCAACAACUCAAAAUGUGCAACUCUAAACUCAUAUUCGCUCUGCCUGCUUGUCAUCUUCCAUUUUCAGACGUGUGUGCCUCCAAUCUUACCCCCGCUAAAAGAAAUUUACCCUGGAAAUGUUAUGGUUGAUAUUAAAGAGGCAAGGGUUGAGCAAAAGAAUGUACAGGAAUUAUGCUCAUCCAACAUUAAUCGAUUCAUACAAAAUGUGUCAAAAGCUCAUAAUCAGAGUUCUCUUUCUGCGCUUUUCACCUCAUUCAUUGCUGGGUUACGUGACUUAAGUUCAAGAGCCGCUAAGCAAGGGAUUAAUACAUAUGCUGGACAAUGGGAGGACAUUGAAGGCAACAUGAGAUGGUUACCUAAUAAGUAUCCUCUAAUUGUAAACUUCUCCAACUAUAUCUAUCAAAAAAAUAGAGCUCGUUUGGUAAAGCUUAAAAUGUCCGAAUCAACACAAAUUUGGUGA